AUGUUUGUAUCGCUUAUCAUAAGUAUUUUAGUCUCUUUAUAUACUGUAUUAUUGACUAAACAAUUGAUGUCAAUCAAAGACAAACGUCAAAACUUGAUGAACGAAAUACUUAACGGAAUUAAAGUUUUAAAAUUGUAUGCCUGGGAGGAGGCGUUUAUGGGUUUAGUUGAAAAAAUUAGGACCAAAGAGUUGGACAAAUUUUUUACAUUUGGCAAAUCGUUUAUAGUUUAUGUUGUUUUAAGUUAUACCAGUCCAGCAAUUGUCCAAUUGAUAACCUAUUGUACGUAUGUGGCCAUCAAUCAGGGUGACCAACUGAACCAAAUAAAUGCAUCAAAAAUAUUUGUAUCGCUGGCACUAUUUAAUUUGAUCAGGCAGAUAAUGUUUUCUUUGCCACAAUCGCUUAAUGCAAUUACCUUGAAUAUUAAUCUCAAUAUAAUUGAUGGCCAGUUUGUGGCAAUAGUAGGCAGUGUCGGGUCCGGCAAAAGUUCACUGAUGUCUGCUUUGUUUGGCGAUAUGGAUCUGAUUGGCAGUAAUGGCAAAGUCAAUGUUAGACCAGAUAUUAGUGUAGCCUAUGUUCCACAACAGGCCUGGAUAUUGAACGAUACAGUCAAAGAAAAUAUAGUGUUUGGUAAACCCAUGGAUCGAGUACUGUAUGAUCAGGUGCUCGAAACGUGUGCACUCAGGCAUGAUUUACACCAACUAGCCGACGGCGAUCAGACAGUGAUCGGCGAAAAGGGUGUUAAUCUGAGUGGCGGUCAAAAACAAAGAGUCAGUUUAGCCCGAGCUGUCUAUUCCGGUGCCGAUCUAUACCUACUCGACGAUCCACUGUCUGCCGUGGACAGUCAUGUGGGCAAACAUAUCGUCAGUAAAGUACUCGACUCGAGAACCGGUAUUCUAAGCAAUAAAACCCGUUUAUUAGUAACAAAUCAAUUGUUUGUAUUACCCGAUGUCGACCUAAUUGUUGUCAUAAAAGACGGCAUAAUUACAAGUGUCGGUACUUAUGAUAAUCUAUUGGAAAAUGAUUGUUAUUUUUCCGAAUUAAUACAACAAUAUUUAGCUGAAAGUCCGUACUGUUCACUGGGUUUCCUAUUUUCAAUAAUUGGAUUCAAUGGCCUACUGUUUGGUUCAUCGUUUUGGUUAUCAAUAUUUUGCAACAAUAUUGACAUCAAUACCAGUCAUACACCAUCGCCAUCAUCAUCAUCAUCAUCGGUUGGCACCGGCAGUAUAACUACCGACAGCUACUAUUAUUUAAGUAUUUUUAGUGCCUUUAUUGUCGGCAAUAUUAUUACAGUACUGGCCAGCCGUUUGUUUAUGAUCAACGGUAUACGUCGGGCCUCCAAACGUCUAUUCAGUCGACUGUUGUCGAGUGUAAUGCAUUCACCGAUGAAUUACUUCGAUAGUCAGCCAAUCGGCCGACUGAUGAACCGAUUUGGUAACGACACCGAUUUUAUUUAUAUUAAAACUUCACGACAACUAAAACGUUUAGAAUCGACUACACGAUCGCCGAUAUAUUCACAUUUCGGUCAAACACUGGCCGGUGUGUCCAGCAUUAGGGCCUACGGCUGUACCGAUCGGUUUGUACGGGAAUCCGAUAGACUAGUAGACAUCAAUCAGAUGUGUCUCUAUCCUAAUGUUGUGUCAAACAGUUGGCUACAGAUUUGGUUGACAUCACUCAGCAAUUGUUUGCUAUUUUUUGCCGCACUGUUUGCCGUACUGGGGAAAGGCAGUCUAACCGGCAGCGAUAUAGGACUAUCCCUAUCCUAUGCAAUGUCGUUAACAUUAAUGUUAGAUUAUUUUAUCAAAUCGUUUGCACAGUUGGAAAAUAAUAUGGUUUCAGUCGAACGUAUUGACGAAUACUGUCGAUUGGAAAGUGAAUCCGAUUGGCAUCGAUGUGAUGAUGACUACCCGUUAGCCGAUAACUGGCCCGACAGGGGAUCAGUUAGGUUUGAGAGUUAUGCCACUAGAUAUGGGGUUGGAUUAGAUUUGGUACUCAAUGAUAUUGAUGUGGAUAUUAAACCGGGCGAAAAGAUAGGUAUUGUUGGCCGAACCGGUGCUGGAAAGUCAUCGCUAACUUUAGCCUUGUUUAGGCUCAUUGAACCAGCAAUGGGUCAGAUAGUUAUUGACGGUAUAGAUAUCGGACGGUUAGGAUUACACAAGUUGCGCUCUCGGCUAACAAUUAUACCUCAAGAACCCAUACUAUUUUCGGGUACAAUUCGCUUCAAUUUGGAUCCGUUUGACCAGUUUUCCGACGAUCACUUGUGGACAGUAUUAGAACAGUCGCAUCUCAAAGAGUUUGUUGCCGCCAGUGAUCGGGGACUCGACUGGACGGUCGCCGAAUCGGGCGAUAACAUGAGUGUUGGUCAACGACAGCUCAUAUGUCUGGCACGGGCUCUGUUACGUAACACUCGUAUCCUUAUCCUCGAUGAGGCCACGGCUGCCGUCGACGUCGAAACCGAUGCACUCAUACAGCAAACCAUACGUCAAGAGUUUAGGUCGUCGACUGUCUUAACGAUUGCCCACCGAAUCAACACAAUUAUGGACUCCGAUCGGGUGUUAGUCCUCGACAACGGACGGGUAGCCGAGUUUGCCGAACCCAACAGUUUAUUGGCAAACAAAUUGUCAAUUUUUUAUACACUGGCCAGUGAUGCCGGUAUUGUUUGA
Molecule: messenger RNA, 2661 nt
Organism: Oppia nitens
Lineage: Eukaryota; Metazoa; Arthropoda; Arachnida; Sarcoptiformes; Oppiidae
Product: ATP-binding cassette sub-family C member 2-like
Exons: 8
Coding region: 1-2661 (886 amino acids)
Biological process (GO): transmembrane transport
Cellular component (GO): membrane
Molecular function (GO): ABC-type transporter activity; ATP binding; ATP hydrolysis activity
Source: RefSeq, a predicted model, not a curated record